Phoenix dactylifera (date palm) is the source of this 3096-nucleotide messenger RNA. The record is from RefSeq and is a predicted model, not a curated record. Lineage: Eukaryota; Viridiplantae; Streptophyta; Magnoliopsida; Arecales; Arecaceae.
AACCCGAUCGACCCUCUCCCUCCGCAGCCUUAAAUCCCUUAUAGCUCACGCCGACCGACUCCCCCCUCCCUCCGCCGAUCUCAGCCAUUCCCCUCCUUCGAGCGACCCCAAAUCGCGUUCCUCCGCCGCAUCUCCUUCCCCUCCUCCCCCUCUCCGUUGGCCUCCUCUCUGUGGAUAUCUCCCGCCUCCUCCGCCGCAGAUAAGCCCAAAUCCCCUUCCUCCUCCUCCUCAAUGCCCCCUUCAAAGCCCUCUCCCUCUCCCCCGCCGCCGCCCCAGACGCCCACUGCCUCUUCUCCCUCUUUCUUUCUCCCGAUUCUUCACUCUGUAAUAAUUAUUAAAUUAAGAAAGGAAUUAAAUUAAAAGAAGGAAUGGAGAAGGGGGAAAGAAAUGGGGCUCCCGAACCGACUCCACGACGCCUCCAGCGACUCCAUCCCGAUCCUUCUCGUCGUGGCGGCCGCCGGGUGGGUCUCCUACCUCCGCUCCCUCCUCCUCUGCCUCCUCCACUCCCUCGGCCUCCAACGCCUCCACCCCUCCUCCGCCGCGGCCGACGAUCCCCUCUUCUCCGCUGCCGCGUCCGGCCUCGCCGGACUCGUCGUCGUGGCCUCCUCCGGACGCCCCUUCGCCUACGAGGCCUUGCCGUCGGCGGCCGCGGAGGGGGAACGAGAUGAGCCGGGCUGCGUGGUGUGCCUCUGCGAGCUCGCCGACGGCGACCGGCUUCGGCGGCUGGAUUUGAGUAACAGGUUCAUGAAGGCACUGCACCUCUUUAAAGUGAUGCAACUGGAGAAGAGUGCAAAGCCCAUUGGGUUGGUGGAUGAAGGGUGCAGGGUUGUUGGAAGAGGCAGAAGGGAUCGUCAGAAGCAUGACAAUGAAGCCAGAUGUGAUGCAGAAGACAUUAGAGAAUUUUAAGAACAUUAUCCUAUUAUCUUCGCCACAGGUAUCGUUUCUUUCUCCAUUAAUAAUAAUGGCUUCUUCUUUCUCAGAUAGUUUUAGUUUGCAGUGAGAGAUAUGGGAUGAUUAUGCUGUUAACGUACUCUUGAAGGCAUGCCAUAAUACACAGAAAUAUUGAUGCAGACCUGGAAAUCUUGUUCUUCUUUCCUUCACCUUUCUAAUUAUAUUUCCUUUCCCCACCGGGAUUCUUCAGUUACUUUUUGUAAUCAAGGAUAAACAAAUUUGGAUGAGACCUACAUGAUUUUUCUUUAAUUCCUUAUUUCCUUUUGAACUGUCUUAUAAUCUUUUAGUCCUCUAUUGCAAAUAAUCUAAAUUGAAUUACAUAUUAACAAAUGCAUAUGAUCAGGCAAUGGGGCAUUAGCUUCUGUAAAAAAUUGUAUGUCUUUUACUUUCAAGGCUGAUCACACUCUCACAUGUUCGUAUUCUAAUUAAAAUUUCUGCUGUUAUUUGAUAGUUACUUCUUCUGUAGAGAUGGCUAUGUCAACAAAAAACAAUUGAAUGCCUAGAUAUUGUGAUGUUCUAGAACAACUCAAAUAGAUAAACUUGGAAACUUCUGCUAGAGAAAAUGUUUUGAUCCAUAUGAAUUUAAUGCAGUUCUUAAGUAUAUCUUUAUUUUUACCCAUACUUACUGAAUUUAAUGUUAGCUUGAAGAGUGGGAUUUAUGCCCAAGUUUCAUUCCUCAUCAUCCACAAAUAUUCCCAAGAUCUCAUCAGCACAGCAAGAGGCUAAGAUGGCUGCAAGUAUGAUUCAGAUGGUUGUGAAAUGGGUCCAACUUUGGUACCAUUCUGUUUAGUUCAUGUGUAAAUCCCUUACUGCAUUCUAUCCAAUAUAAAUGUCCGGUAUUUACACUUGACCUGGUAUAAAUAAUUGAGAUGCUUGUUUUUGGUAAUUUGGAAAUUGUUCCAUGCUUGGACUGGUUAAUUCUUAUGCAGCCUCUGACAGUACACUUACAGGAAAGCACAAGGCACCGUAAGCCUGACUUUCCCACCUCUGAGGCUACUGAGCAUCAGUAUUUGGCUGCAGAAUAAAUUUUAAGGGGAUAAGAAGAACUCAUCCAGAUAUUGUUGAAAUGAUGCGACUUAUUUAAUAGGACAGAAUUUUUUUGGCAUUGGAUUAGAGGGAUAAAUACAAGAAAUAAAGUAUAUUUAAUGCUGCAUAGGAUGAUGAUUUGGAUUUCUAUUACAAGGUUGAAUUUAUCCUCUCAUUCUUUUUGUUGUGUUUAGAGAGUGGUUAAGAAUAAAAAAAGUAACUGGAGGGAUAACUUUCCCUUUUCUAUGUUGUAAGAAUAAAUUCCCAUAUGAGGAAUUUAAUGCAGUUCUUAAGUAUGGGUUUGUGAUUCAUCCACUGUUUUUAAUAUUUUAUGAUUUAUACAUUAGUUACUCUUGCAUUUUUAACAUUUGGGGAUUCUACAGUUAUUAAUACUUCUUCUAAAUUCUCUUUUCUUUCAAAGAAUUUGUUAUGGCUUUGGCAUGUGGUGCAUGGGAGAGCAUGUCAUGCAUUACUGUUGUUUGCAUCAAGUUUUUGUCGAAAAAAACUUCAUUGAUCUGGCUCGGUCCCAUGGACAGAAAUUAGUGUUUAAAAAGAAAAUCCUUUCAGACGAACGUAUUGCAUACUUAACAUUGCUUGGGUUGAGUUAAGAAAGUUUGAAUGUGUUGUUGUGUUUCAGGUUUAAGACUUGGAGGAAGGAUACUUGCCGAUGAAACUGGGACAGAGUUAGUAUUGAAAGAGAGACCUGGAUUUUGACUUCAAUCCAUUUACAGAAAAUAGAAUUUUCUUCAGCCAUCUUGCUUUCUCUUAGUGCUGGUUAUUUUAUCCUCCCUUCUUGAUCUGGCCAUAGCUGUGGACAUGUUGUACUCCUAAUGUUUAUAGUCAUCAUCUGACCAAAGAUAUUUAUAUACUACAAACAAGAGAAGUUCAUGGUUCUGUUGGUUCUUCUGGUGGUCCUGAUGUGGUGCUGACGGUCCUACUAUAGUUCUCAAAAAGUAAUUGAUCCUUAGGUCUACCUAAACCAUCUUUUUAGCUUUAUAAUUAGCAUCUAAUUUUGCAAUUAUCAUCUGACACAGGACAUUUGUACUAAUGCACUAUAAAGUAAUGUAUGAGAGAACUCUCAUGUAGCAAUGAGUUGUUGAUGCUCUGCACAUUGCUAUU